ACCGCAUAACCCUAAAAAAAUAAAAAAUCAGACCGCAUCUCUGCCCCCAAAUCCAUGCCCAAUCCCCUCCACCAGACCGCCGCCGCCACCAAACCUUCCCACCACCGAAGCGCACUGCCGCCCCCAAAUCUUCCCACCGCCGUCGCGCGCUGCCGCCCCCAAAGCUUCCCACCGCCGCCGCGCAGCCGCCUUCCACUUAGUCCACCGCCGGCAUAGCCACUCACCACCGCAACCCCUCUGCCACCCACAAAUCGAGACCCUCCACAGGACUGCAAGGCCUCCGCCCCCAACCAUCCCACCACCGAUGGCAGCUCUCCAACUGAGCACUUCCGCCGUCGCCCUCCAUCACGGCAGCCCCUCCGCCCCUCCACCGCCCCCAACAACCAACCCACUGCUGCCGACCACUACUGUCCACUACUGUCGUCGCCUCACUCCAUAGCGGCACCGCCGAGCACCCGAUUGACAUGGAGCAGCACCGUCGUCGCCGAGCCACCCCACCGGCGGCCACCAUCCUCACCACCAACCUACUCACGCACUUACUCCUCGAGCAGGCCUCCCCGAAAGUUUCACCGAGCACCAAGCCGCGGGUCCACCUCCUCAACACGCACCCCCGAAGCAGCAGGUCGUCGACCCUCUCCUCAACAUCCUUUCCGUGGACUUCACUGCCUCCUAUACUUCAUUUGACAGGAAAUCUUAGUUAAAUUGGUCAAGAAUGGAUAAGAGUGGGAUGGGGAUUACGAUGAGAUGCUCAAUCUUAGUGACCAUGAUGAGGUUCAACCUGAUGAUGUUCAAGAGGAGAUCGACCUAGAUGAUUACGAUGAGAUGCUCGAGUUCUUAGGUCCCAAACGACUAGAGAUGUUGAUGACAUGCCAAGUGACGGCAUUGAAGAGCAUGAAGAUGUACUAUGUUGUGGAUGACAAACUGAAGGAUUGGCUAAUGGGAAGCGCUGUGAUGUAUCGCAUGGCCAUACAAGCAUUUGGAAGUGGACAAGUCCAUGAAGAAAGCAGGAAUGCGACCACAAGCAAGCUGAGGUAAUAUGCAUGUUUCUUUGAGAUCGAAUCUUAUUCUAGCAUGCUAGCUGGGUCGUUGAGGUAGAGUGGUAGGCGACAUAAUCAUAUU
This is a messenger RNA of Triticum urartu, 1119 nucleotides long. The record is from RefSeq and is a predicted model, not a curated record. Lineage: Eukaryota; Viridiplantae; Streptophyta; Magnoliopsida; Poales; Poaceae.